AUGCCCCUGACCUGUCUUGGGCCCAGCAAAGUUGUCCCUGGGGCUACAGGCGUCUUCCUCACUUGCGCUCUUAAAAAGUUCACUCCGGUGGAAAUAGCGCCAACGGUUGGAGCUACUUCUCCUCCGUACCUGUGUAAUCUUAUUAGUGCACCCAGACGCACGAUAUCACUGAGGCGGUUUCUUGCCCUGCGACACCAGUUUAGCAGUGGGAUGUGCUUCAAUAUCGCCACGUUGCGUGGUUGGUAUUUACUCGCACCCAGCACUCACGCACCGCUCUCUGAUCCUUCCGGACUGAGGGCAUGGAUGCAGCGGCACCACCAUCGCUACACUCACGUGUGUUCUACGGGGAAUGGUUCCGGUUCUUUGGGUCUGCGAUAUGAGGGUGAAGAACAGGGCGUUUUCACUGCUUCUGGCGGCGACUGUAAUCCUGCUGACUUUGAAGAUGAAGAAGACGAAACUGUUGUGGAAGACAAAGGGGAUGCAAUGCAGUCUUCUGCAGCCGCAUCUCCUGGUCGCAGUACUUCAGCGGGGGCUGUGUCACCGCUCUGCAUCCAAGAAGAGCAUUUAUUUGAGAUUAAUGACGGAAUACUUUGGGAAAUGCCUCCAAAUGAUGACUUGGCGAGCCCUACCUACUGGAGAAGGCACAGGGAACGUAUGCAAGUGUACGAGGAUACGAGCGUAGGCGUUGAGCAAGCGGAGUUGAUUGGGUCUGAUGCCACUGGCGGGAGUUCCCAUGAAUCAGUUGUUGCCGUAGAGAAGGAACAGUACACGGGACAGUUGAGACUGGUCCGCGCCCUGACAUGCAAGGCUAACGUCCGCCUCACUGUUGACGAUAACACACAACUCUUGGUUCUGAUGCCUGUCGUUGAUCUUAAGGAGGGCGAUGAGCUGUUACUUCAUUACGGCCGCGAGUGGUGGUCUCAUAGACUCCUUUCUACGUUAUUUAUGUCUGUGCAGGACAAAGAGAUAUCUGACGUUCGGUGGGUCGAGUCACUAUUUGCGAAACCUACAGAUGUCCAUAGGCCGUUCCCUUUGCUUUGUCGGGCAUUCGCAGGGAAGAGGAAGAGGAGGUUGGUGGGACGUGAGAGGGACGCUGGGAGAGAGGGGAGAACAUCGACUGAAUGCAGCAAUUCCGAAGGAACAGGGAAUGAUGCCAAGGUGGUUUUGUACAAUAUCGCAACCAAGAAGAAGGCGACGGACUCAGAGGCACUUAUUUUUGCCGUACGGAGAAGUUGUGUUGAUAGGAAUUUCUUCACAAGUCUGGUUGGGGGGAGUGAACGAGGUGCGUUUAAUGCUUCUCGCUGCGAUGAUGAAGUUCCCAUCAGCCGCGUGCGGCGUGUUCUUUUGCAAUCACUACGCCAGGGUGGAGGAACGGUGGGUGAGGGACCGGCCAAAGAUUCGUUAGACGAAGGCGAAACCCAGGAUGACGGAUCCUUUUGUUUUUAA
Trypanosoma brucei brucei TREU927 is the source of this 1446-nucleotide messenger RNA. RefSeq lists its product as hypothetical. Lineage: Eukaryota; Euglenozoa; Kinetoplastea; Trypanosomatida; Trypanosomatidae. The transcript has a single exon. Bases 1 to 1446 code for a protein of 481 amino acids. The record is from RefSeq and is a predicted model, not a curated record.